Molecule: messenger RNA, 1764 nt
Organism: Entrophospora sp. SA101
Lineage: Eukaryota; Fungi; Glomeromycota; Glomeromycetes; Entrophosporales; Entrophosporaceae
Source: the annotation of a GenBank genome assembly
AUGGAUCUUUAUUAUGAACAAUUUAAUUUCAUGCAGCUUGAUACCCAAACACAAAAUCAAGAUUCAAAUAAUGGAAACAACAUCCCUGAAAAUUCAUAUUCACAGCCAAGCUCAACUUUAUUAUCGUCGAGUAUUUCCCCUCAAAACCAUAAUUUUGCUCAAUCUAUGGCUAAUACCACCUUUUCGUUAUCAAAUAAUAUGUUAGCAACUCCAGAAGGUUCGGAUAGAAAUGUUUGUGUCGAAUCUAUUAUUAUGUCGCCUUUUGGUAUGAUGCCAAAUUCUGGCAGCUUGGUGGUUAAUAGUCAUUAUGAUAAUGAGCAGCUUGUUUAUUGUUUCGUUCCACCAGAGCUUCUAUCUCCAAUAACAUCGCCAAUUCUACCACCAGAUCAACCAAUAGAUAUUCACACAAAUAAUUCAACAAGAGGUAAUCAAAAAUCAAGAUUAUACAAUCAAACAAUCAACAGCUCCAGGUUUCAAUCCAUUAGCAAGCCGAAUGGCCACAAUACUAAUUUAAGUCAAACACAAGGGAGAGGAACCUCUUUUUUUAAUAACAAUAAUCACAAUGUUAAGAGUAACAACAAUAAUUCUAAUUUAUCUAGUAUUAUGGCCGGCUCACCAUGCCUAAUGCCUAAAAACGACGAUUCAAGAAAAAUUGUUUCCCCGUUAAACAACAAUUUAAUCAAUUCAACACAAUUGAGUAUUCAAGAUAGUAUGCCUAAUUUAAAUUUGGGUAUGAAUCUUGUAUCAGAACAAUCAACAUCACCUAUUCUUCCGCUCUCCUCUUUAUCAAACAACUCUUCAUCUAAUUCAAAUGAUAUUUCUCCAAUUACACCAUCAUCGAUCAUGCAAUUGAAAGCAAAGCAAUUAUCAUCCACACCAUCCACAUCAACCAAAGAACAACAAAACGACAGCAAUAAUGACAUCACUAUUAAUAAUGAAAAGCAAAAUUUACUUCCAAAAUGUCAAAAUUCAAGAUCAAAAAAUCAACAAAAAGACCAACAAAGUAAAAGUGAACAAUCCAUUAAUAAGCCGACAAAAAAUAUUGCUCCACCACCACUUUCGUCCUCAUUAACUCAAAUGAGAAGCGUUAUGGUAACAAAUGGUGAUGUGGGUCCACAGACCAUGAUGGUUAUUUCUCCAACUACUUCACCAAUAUCUCCUAUAUCAUCCAUUACACCUGGAAGGAAAAUUGUUCGUAAUUGUGCAUCACCAAUUGCACUUGGGCCUUCUAUCCACUCUAAAAGCCCUCAAGCUCUUAAGCCAACAAUAAGUCCAAAUUUAAAACCAAAAUUGCCAGGUGUACUAGCUGAUGAGGUUGCAGAACAAUUGGCUGAAAAAUCAAAUUAUCGUAGUAUUUUGGAAGGAACUGCUCAAUCCCUUGGAAUCUCCUAUUCUUCAGAUGUUCAUUCAAGUUUAGAGUCUAGGCGUACAACUCAUAAAGCUGCCGAACAGAAAAGAAGAGAUUCAUUAAAAAAAAGCUUUGACGAAUUAAAAAAACUUCAAAGAGAAAAUGACGAGAAGGAUGAUAUGAUCAAAAAACUUCAGUAUGAAGUUGAAAGCCUUAAAGGCAUAAAAAGGCAAAAAACAGAGGAAAAAAUUGAAAUAUUUGAAAACAACGGAGAUUUGAAGACAUUUGAUAGAGAGGAAGAUAAAAAAAAGGAGGAUGAAUCUAGUGAUGAAAAUAACAACAAAACCGAGAAUACAGAUGUCCAAGACAAUCAAUCAAAUGAAAAAGAAAAAACCAAAGAUCCUAAAAAUGAAUAA